Messenger RNA from Formica exsecta, 4687 nucleotides. RefSeq lists its product as uncharacterized. Gene Ontology annotation, cellular component: ciliary transition zone. The coding region runs from base 866 to 4540 and encodes 1224 amino acids. The transcript is spliced from 19 exons. NCBI's taxonomy places the organism in Eukaryota, Metazoa, Arthropoda, Insecta, Hymenoptera, Formicidae. The record is from RefSeq and is a predicted model, not a curated record. Gene Ontology annotation, biological process: non-motile cilium assembly.
UUAUUUAUCUGCAGUAGCGCGCAACGAGUUUUUUUUUCCAAUCACGCCAAAUCUCGUAACCAUCGGUCUUUAAUGAUAUCUCGUCGAUGGUGUUUACCAUGUUUGUUAUUAUUCUUUUGUUAUGUAUAUGAUAAAAAAAUUUGUUUCUCUCAUGAGAUGAUAAUGAAACAGAUGAGAGUAAAACAAUUUAUAUAUGAUACAACACUGUGUGUAUUGAUAUAUUUUCAGUCGCUGUUAUGCUCAGCUGUUUUCUUGCAUUUGCUCCUUCUCCGAAAAAUAAAUCUAUAUUAUGGAUCUUCCUUAUUUUGUAUAUCUCUCUAUUUUGAGACAAUGAUCUUCCCGUAAACUGAAAUUUCUUUCGUGACAAAAAUAGAUCCGCUAAUGCAAAGAAUGUAAAAAUUUAUCACUGGAAAUUGUAGAAAAAAAACGUGGUAUUAUUUCUAAUAAAAGAAUGGAUAUCUAUUAAUGAAUAUCUAAUCUAAGAAUAGAGAUUGAGAGGAAAUUCCAGAACAGAAAGGUGGUACGUGUAGUAUUUGCUUUAUUUCUAGUAGAGAAAAUGUGUACACAAGUGCAGCUAAAAAGAGCAACCACCUGCUAUCACGUGCUGUUCCGUUUGGUUGCCAUUUUAAUAAUGACUGAUGGUAUAAACAUAGAUGGCCGUCUGUCAAUGAAUGUCAAGUUUCGUUAAGGCGUCUUUGUGAUGCUUUAUCGUGCAAUUAUGUGCCUGUAUAUUUACUUUUCACAUCUUACAUUGAGUAUAAUAAUAUGUAGCACAGUUUGCUCAAGCGUUCGUAUGUGCUAAUCAACGUUUUAAAGAAUUAUCAGUUCUAAGUGAUCAGUCUAUAUGUUGGAAUUCUGAUUGAAAAUGGCAGACGAUCCGAAUCGUGACAUUUUGCCCGUAAAAGAAGGCUCUGUCGCGGACACAAUUGUUAGUGGGAUAGAUCCUAGGGAACGUCAUCUCGUUUGCAAGCUCGAUCGCUAUCAGUUAGAGGACAAGUAUCUACGUUUACUCGAUGAGACGAACAAUCUGAAGAAAUUAUCAAAUUGCCAGGAAGACAAGAUUAAGCGGCUCGGUACAAAGUUAAUUAGACUGGCCAGUAAUCCAAGAUCGUGCGGAUUAGCGUUAGAUAUUGCCGACGAUAGAAACAAAAUGACUGCGCUCGAACUCGAAAACACUAAGUUGAAGGAGAAAAUCGCUGUGAUGAGAAAUCAAUUGUUGAGUCACACGAUAAACGGUAGAUCGUCAUCGCGCAGUCGUAAUCUCGUUAGGCCAUCGUCUUCCGGACUCGUGACGUGCCGAAGUGAGAAUAAUCGCACGAGAGUACCGUCCUGUCAGUGUAUCGUUGGAGCAGGAGACGAUGAUAACGACAUGCGAAAUUACAUCCUUAAAAUCGAGAAACUGGAGGCGCAGAAGAAAGAUAUGGCAUGUCGUAUAACAGAGUUAGAGAAAGAGCUGGCGCUUUCGACUAGUACUCAAAAGGAGAAGAUAGCGGAGAAUGUGGAAUAUAUACGAGUCUGGCGACAGAUGAAGCAAUUGAAUGAUAAACUAAUGACGGCCCAAGAGAAAAACGCCGCGCUGACCACUGAAAUUAACGACUUGAAAAAGACUCUUGAACGAACGACGAGGAAUAAUCAGGAGAUCGCAGCUGUUCUUACGUUAGAGAGGACGCGCAUAGCCGAGAUUGACCAUCAGAUGUUAAAGGCGAAAAGUUCACAACUCACGUUACGCGAGAAAGAUGAACAGAUACGGGAUUUUAUGAACGAAAUUAAGAUAUUGCAACAACAUAAUAAUGAGCUUAUUGCACUUACUUCGAAAUAUGGUCAAGUCGAAUUCGAGAAUAUAGAAUUAAGAAAAAAGCUUUCUGAAAAUACUCAGGACCAACAAUCUUUGAAAAUAGCAUUCAAUAAUGAGCAGGCUAAUAUCAUAACAUUAAAGGCAACAAAUGAGCGAUUACUCGCGAAACUUCAAGAAUUGCAGACAAACAUAGAUAUCUUAACGGUACAAGUAGCGUCUUUUCAUAAGCAAAACGGAAAGUGCGACGCUGUCAACUCAGAAAUGACACUAUCAUCGGACGUAAAGCAAUGCAUGAAAUGUUGUGAGAUGUACGACAAAAUUAUGCAGCUGGAGAAACCUGUCAGCAAUACGCGAGAAAGUUUGCAAUUGAUGGAUAAAUCGGUACAGACAAUAAUCAUCACUGCCAGCAUAAAAGAACAAAGUACAAUGACGAGAAGUGAAGAGAAAAUAAAUGAGAAGAAGACAUCGUUGCAGUCGCCGUUGAAAGAAUGGAAGACGAAUCCGGAAACAAAUGGCACGAAUGUUUUAUCCCGCGAAAAAAUAUUAAAACUGUUGGAUCAGGCGCAGAUUAACACACCUCUGGACGCGUCGAGGAUGACCCCGAAGGAAGAAUAUACGGGUAUUUUGGACAUAUCUCAGAGGCACAGUGAUGGAGAAAUAUCUUCUCGAUUACUUCGUGACGAAUCAAAUCCUGAGAGUUCACAAAAAAGGCUCGCGGAAAAUCCGAACCUAGCAUUAAAUCAAAUAUUUCUGACUCUGUACGAUGUCUUGCAAGAGUACAUAUCGUUUAGUAAUGCCGAUGAACGAACAUUUCCGAGCCAUCAAGUUUCUACGCUCAAGAAUUCGUUAAUUGAUGCUAACAACAACAAUCUUUCUGUGAUAACUACUCGUGGUAUUAAGCAAAACUGUCUUUGCUCAGAUGCAGCGGUAAAUUUCGAUUCUGAUUAUCGUUGUACGAGCUGUGCUCCUCAACGAAGUGCCGUUGAUACCAAGGAUAGCAGGAAUUUCACUUGUGAAAAGAAAUCUGCAACUGUCUUAAUGAAAGAUACUGGUUCAUCGAUGAAAGGUCCGCUUGACGUUGAUUUCUUUCCUUUGAUUCAUGAGAAGUACAGGAAAUCAUACCGCGAUAUCAGUAAAGACUUCUACGCAGAAAAGACUGUAAAGAAAUUGAAGAGAUUAAAGACGCCGCACUACUCUAGAUGUAAUUUAACGUGCCAUUUGCGCAAAGCGAAGGAUCCGCUGGAAGAGGAGCAGAACUUACCCUGUAGAAUCGAAUGUCUAAAUGAUAGUAUGAAAUUACCAGUAUGCCCGACGGAAUGCUUUCCUCUAUUAAUUACCGAUAGGCAAGGUCUCAUCGAGAUUCACAUUUCGCGACUGCAACUUUCUACAUCGGUCGCGAAAAUUCCAGAAGAAGAAGACAUAUGUAAUCUUCAUAUUUACAUAAGCUGGGAUAUUUGGGGCGAAAAGACUGCUUACACGCCGAAAAUGAAGUGUCCCAAUCUGAUCUUCAACUCGUCCUCCGUGUAUCGCAUAGCGGAUCUUUUUUCCUUCUUCAAGAAUGUACUGUCGGAAUACCUGGUUUUCCGAGUGAACAUUGUUCGUCGAAACGACACCAGCUCUACGCUCGCCCGUGCGAAAGUGUCCAUCAAGGAUAUCCUGGAUUAUCCGCAGAACAAGUUACAUUACGUUGUACCUGUGAACAGCGUCAUUUCUUGCUUCUUCGGAGUCAAUUUUGGUCAGCUAUCGCUCUGGGUCCGAUUGAGCUGCAACGUCGACAUGGUCGAAGCCUUUAAAAAGCAAUGCGGCAUAACAUCACUGCGAGACGUUUUUCCGGAACCUUUGAUAAGAAAGGACAUGAUUGGCAUGCCGGAGAAAAGUUUUGUUCCUUCGGUCGACGAGACGACGGUCGAAGAUACACGUCCAAAGGAUGAAGAUCUAAAGGAUAGCACGAUACACAAAGAGACAAAGGAAUUACAUAUUCGAUCGCCCUUAGACAUAACCGCAGAUUAUGACACUGAAAACUCGGAAGAUGAUAAUUAUUUCAACUCGAAUAAUGAAGAUCUCAAUUUUCCCCGCAAUGACGAGAGCAAAAAAUCCGAAGAGGAUAGAACUGCAACAAGAUCUCCAGAUUCCGACGCACUUACGGAUAGCAAUAACGAGAGGCAGAGAAGCAACGAUCUGAGGGAUUCACCGAGCAUGAAGGAAUUUAGGACUUUAAUGGAGAAUCACCUCGAAAAAGAUACAAUAACCAUAGAAAUAGUGAGCAUACAGCUUCUGGACGAAAGCUUUGUCAUGCAAGAUGAUGAGAUACAUUUGCUUUAUGUGGAAUAUUCCUUCCUCGGACAUUGCGGCGAAGAUAUGGAAACCGUUUCCGUGACAAAGCCGAAAACAGCUAAUCAAGAAAUAUUCUACAAUUUUAAAAGAACAUUUCGAAUAGACGAAAAGACACAUCCUGUAGAGAGAAAUAGUUUACGCUCCAUGUUGGCUGAAUCUACAAGUCCAAAUGUCAAAUUUAUUAUCAUUAGCGAACCAUUACCCGAGGAAACAGAUAUUAAGGAUUGCGAAGAGAUUGGUUAUGCAAUUUUUAAUAUAAAACAAUACGCACUUGGUGAUGGCAGCGAAUAUGUAUCAUUGCCAAUCAAAGAUGAUCGAAAUAGACAAAUUGGUACACUGAAGAUCGUUGUGUCGGGUUUUGAUGUCAUUCAACAAUGUUUAUCGGAUAUUAAAGCAGUUAACAACGAUUAGUAUAGCAAUGUGGCAAACGGAUGUUAUAUAAGCAUCUCGAUUAUUUACAUCUAAUUAAAGUUCGCGCGCACACACACAUUCGCAAAAGAUCAAUGUUUUGUCUGAAUUAGUCAAGAAAAUUAAACCUCUAAUCAAAUUUACAAAUAA